Phytophthora infestans T30-4 is the source of this 308-nucleotide messenger RNA. RefSeq lists its product as uncharacterized. The record is from RefSeq and is a predicted model, not a curated record. Bases 109 to 225 code for a protein of 38 amino acids. The transcript has 2 exons. Lineage: Eukaryota; Oomycota; Peronosporomycetes; Peronosporales; Peronosporaceae.
AAACGCGACUCCCAACCGCGGCCCGUCUACCUCGCGGCUCUCGCGGGUCAGCCACUCACACCGUUCAUUACCCAAACAGCAGACAAGAGGUGACGGUACUGUAGCAACAUGACGAACACGCUGCCCGCGUGCACCGGUGUCUUCAUGCGCUCGCACUGCCCGCACCCUCGGCUCUUCGAGGAGGAAUACAAGCGGAGCAACCGGAACCGCGGCACAAAGGUGUGAGCAACGCGCGACUGCGGAACAGCUUUAAUCUAGUGUUAUCUCGCAUUGAACUGCUGUGGAUUUGGAAUUCUCACUUGUUCUCC